AUGGACAACGUCGCGGAGAAUGAGAUGCUCGUCGAUGAAUACGAGCAGUAUCACAAUGACCGAACGGACGAUGUGGUCGUCUCUCGUUCCGGGUCGGACGAACCCGAUCAAGAACCUCGUGCCGAUGACUAUGCGGCGAUGAUGGCACGAGUCCUCCCUAAAGAUCCCGAUCUCGAGACCGAAGACGAGGCGCAUCAUACUUGGCACAUUCAGGAUUGGCGGAAAUUGAAGAAGAAGGAACAUGGUCCGGUUUUCGAAUGUGCAGGAUUCCCUUGGCGAAUUCUGUUCUUCCCGUAUGGAAACCACGUCGAGCACGCAUCGUUCUACCUGGAGCACGCCUGGGAAAAGGAUCCUCCCGAGAACUGGUAUGCCUGCGUCCAAUUUUCCUUGGUCUUGUGGAACGUGAAUGAUCCAUCAAUCAAGGUUUCUCAUGUCGCCACCCAUCGAUUCAACUCCGACGAGGGCGAUUGGGGUUUCACCAGGUUUUGCGAGUUGCGGAGACUGUUCACUGCUCCCUUCGAAGGUCAUGGGGCGCCUUUGGUCCAGAAUGAAGAAGCCAUGGUCACCGCCUAUGUUCGCGUCGUCAAGGAUCCCACGGGCGUACUGUGGCACAGCUUUCAGAACUACGAUUCGAAGAAGGAGACCGGUAUGGUCGGACUUAAGAACCAGGGUGCCACUUGCUACCUCAACUCCCUUCUCCAGUCCCUGUACUUUACCAAUUCCUUCCGGAAGGCGGUUUACCAGAUUCCGACGGAGGCCGAAGCUUCAAGAGACAACAGCGCUUGGACUCUUCAGCGACUUUUCUACAACCUCCAGACAAGCGAAAGCUCCGUAUCCACCACCGAACUGACCGCAUCCUUCGGUUGGGAGUCGAGGCAGAUCUUUGAGCAGCAGGAUGUCCAGGAACUCUCACGAAAGCUCAUGGAACGACUGGAAGAGAAAAUGAAAGGCACACCAGCAGAGAAAGCCCUCCCUGAACUUUUCGUCGGAAAAACAAAAACCUAUAUCUCCUGUAUAAACGUCGACUACGAAUCAUCGCGCGUGGAAGAUUUCUGGGACAUCCAGCUGAAUGUGCGAGGAAACAAGACCCUUGACGACAGUUUCAAGGAUUACAUCCAGGUGGAAACUCUCGAGGGUGAGAACAAAUACGACGCCGGCCAGCCGUACGGCCUGCAAGAUGCGAAAAAAGGUGUCAUCUUCGAGAGCUUCCCUCCCGUCCUGCACCUCCACCUCAAGCGAUUUGAGUACGACAUUAACCGUGAUGCCAUGAUGAAGAUUAACGACCGACACGCCUUCCCGAUGGAAUUUGAUGCCACUCCUUACCUCUCCAACGACGCCGAUAAGUCGGAACCCUGGAUUUACCAACUGCACGGUGUUUUGGUGCACAGUGGCGAUCUGAACGCCGGCCACUACUAUGCAUUCUUGAAGCCCACCAAGGACGGACACUGGUACCGCUUUGACGAUGACAGGGUUACUCGGGCUACGGACAAGGAGGUUCUUGAGGAGAACUACGGUGGUGAAUAUGAACUGACUAACGGCGCUCCUGGUGUUCGGCAACCAUACACCCGCGGCUUGUCUACCAAGCGCUCGAUGAAUGCGUACAUGUUGGUGUAUGUCCGGAAAACGCGAUUGGAUGAUGUGCUUCUGCCGAUCACCACAGAGGAAAUUCCGUCUCAUAUUGAAUCACGAUUGAUCGAGGAGCGCGCAGACAUGGCACGCAAGAGGAAGGAAAGAGAAGAAGCUCACUUGUAUAUCAACGUCGGAGUCUUGGCAGAGGAAUGCUUCCAGGCUCACCACGGCUUCGAUCUGACCAGUAAUGAUUUACCUACUGACGACCCAGCGCUGCCAGCGAAUUACCGUAUCCUCCGAGCUAAGAAGGUCGGCGAGUUUGCUACGGAGCUUGCAGCUGAGAGAGGUCUUGAUGCUAGUCGAAUUCGAUUCUGGGUUAUGGUCAAUCGCCAAAACAAGACUACUCGUCCGGAUCAAGUCAUCAAGGACCCUGAAAUGUCAGUCGAAGAGGCCUAUAGUCGGUUCGGUACGAAAGGCAACGCCUUCAAACUCUGGAUGGAGGUCGGCCAGCCUUCUUCGGAUGGCACCAUGACGUGGCCAGACAGCAACAACACGGUGCUCAUCUUCUUGAAGCACUUCGAUGUUCCGUCGCAGACACUGACUGGUCUCUGCUCCGUCUAUGUGCGCAGGUCGCAGAAGGUGGCGGAAUUGGCGCCUAUCAUCCUGGAAAAGAUGAAUUGGCCCGCCGGCACAGAAUUCAUGCUGUUUGAAGAGAUUAAACACAAUAUGAUCGAUGUCAUGAAGCCCAAGCAGACAUUCCAGCAGUCCGAGAUCCAAGAUGGUGAUAUUAUAACCUUCCAACGAACCCUGAAAGAGUCCGAGCUACCCUCGUCUGCCUUAUACACCGACGCCAGGCAAUACUAUGACUAUCUUCUCAACCGGAUCAGCAUCACUUUCGCGCCCAUCAAGGCAGGAGAUGGCGAUGAGUUCGUACUGACCCUUAGCCGCAAAAUGACUUAUGAUCAGUUUUCCAAGAAGGUCGGCGAGCAUUUGGGCGUGGAAUCUACGCACCUGCGUUUUGCGCCCGUCCUCGCCAGCUCUGGCAAACCCAAGUCAUUUAUCAAGCGGAAUUCGAACCAAGCCAAUCAAACCUUGUACCAGAUCCUCAGUGGGCAGAUCACCGGCUACGGAUACACAAUGCAUCGCCAAGAUGCCCUGUAUUAUGAAGUUUUGGAGACUAGCUUGAGUGACUUCGAGUCUAAGGCCAGUCUGAAAGUGACGUGGCUUCCGGAGGGUAUCACAAAAGAGCAAGUAUAUGAGGUUCUGGUACCUCGAGACGGGACCAUGUCAGAUCUCCUGGCCGGACUGCAGAAGAAGGCCGGGUUCAACGACGAAACUAUGCAUGAUGCCCGUGUCUACGAGACGCACGGCGGUAAGAUUUACCGAGAGUUCCAAGGCGACUCGAAGAUUGCCGGUAUCAACGAAUACGUUGCUCUCUACGCCGAACGGACCCCAGAAGACGAACUCAACCUAGAGGAGGGUGACCGGACAAUCAAUGCGUUCAACUUCGACCGCGAGCCGAGCCGGCCUCACGGCGUUCCUUUCAAAUUUGUGGUCAAACCAGGUGAAAUUUUCAAGGAAACAAAGGAACGACUUUCCAAGCGAACUGGCAUCAAGGGCAAGCAGUUUGAGAAGAUCAAGAUUGCCGUCGUUCCUCGAUCGUUGUACACCAACCCACGAUAUCUUGAAGAUGAUGACAUACUCUCUGACAUCGUCGGUGAUUCCGACGACCUUCUUGGUCUCGACCAUGUAAAUAAGAAUCGGAGCUUUUGGAACCGAAGCGAAUCAUUUUUCAUCCGAUAG
This is a messenger RNA of Aspergillus melleus, 3372 nucleotides long. RefSeq names its product ubiquitin-specific protease UBP15 (gene UBP15). Gene Ontology annotation, molecular function: protein binding; cysteine-type deubiquitinase activity; cysteine-type endopeptidase activity. Lineage: Eukaryota; Fungi; Ascomycota; Eurotiomycetes; Eurotiales; Aspergillaceae. Gene Ontology annotation, biological process: regulation of protein stability; protein deubiquitination. The record is from RefSeq and is a predicted model, not a curated record. Bases 1 to 3372 code for a protein of 1123 amino acids. The transcript has 11 exons. Gene Ontology annotation, cellular component: cytosol; nucleus.